CACAAGGGGCAAUGGCAGGAGCAAGUCUGGGUGCUUUUGGCACCGUGAAGGUGAUCCUGAGGAGUGCAGCAGCAGGAUUUGCCUUUGGAGAAAUUGCAUUAGUUGCAGUUGAGCCUACCCUGACUGGAGACAGUGCACUGCUGGCUGUGGCAGCCCUCGCUGCUGAGAAAGUGGGCUCCACGGGAGUCGGGGUGGUGACGGCAUGCCUUGUCUUCACGGCAGUGCUCCUAUCCCUGGGGACUGGCUUCCUUCUUGCUGCCAUGCAAAUGAAGUUGAUGACCACGCUUGGAGACGAGAGCUUGUGGUUAGCAGAGGCCACAGCAGGAGCUUCCAUUGUUGUGGGUGCUGUCGCAACUGGAACAAUAGGGGGCACCAUUCCACCAUGGUUGUACAUCAUGGCACAGUGCAUUAUGGUCCUUGUAGUGUAUUCAUAUUCCAAUAUAAAUGAGAUGACCACAACUUUGUUAAUCAUCUUCACCACUCUCUACGUCAGUGUUGUGUAUGGACAGAUGGGCAUCAUAACUGGACUGUUCACCAUGGGACUGACCAUUUCUUUCCUCUGUGCUGCUUGGAAAGCCCUGUCAGAGAGGGUGACACAAAAACCCAAAGCUAACAACAGCACCCGCCUGCUGCUCUACUCUGUUGUUGUGGCAAUGCUGGGAUUUCCAAUAGGUCUGGGGGCUGCUCAAGAAGGGGGGUCAGAGGCAGAGGCUGCUUCCAUGCUGAAGUCAGUCCUCUGGGUGGGGUGUCAGUCUGCAGGGCUGUUAGGGGCUGGCCUGGGAACAGUGGCUACAGUCGGGUUGGGGCCAGAGGGCGCUGGGAGGGUGGCUGCAGUGGCUGCUGUAGCAUCAUCAGUUGCCCUGAGAGCCAUUUUCCCAGUGGGCUCUGCUCUAGGGGCCCGGGGUAGUGUGGGAGGAAUGUUAGGGGUGGCGGCAACUGCAGGGGUCUCACUUGGGGCUGCAAACGUCGCAAUCAAAGCCGAGUUCAGGUCACGAAAUGUCAUUUUAGCAGCUGUAUGUUCAGUUGCUUUUGGUGCGAUUCUGGCCACAAGUGGCCUGGCGCUGAAAACAACUCCACUGACAGCAACGGAACUUAUAAUGGUCACCCUUGUUGCAGCAGCAGGAUUUAUUAUGGGUGCACCAAGGAGCCCUUUCCACACUAAGGUGAAUCUACGAGGGGGCCUUCUCACGGGGCCAAACUUAAUUAGAGGAAUCGGCAUGGAGACGGUCACCGCAGCAGCAGCACCUCUUGGAGCCGGGGCACUGGGGGCUGCAGCGCUGGGUACUGCAGCUCUGGGGAGGCUGGGGACUGUGGGAGUUCUGGUGGCUAUAGUGUUGGCCUUAGGAAAGACUCUGAGCGGCAUGGUAGGAAAAUCACAACCAACGACUAAGUGAACACAGAGGCUGAGGGAAAGCUGAGCUGAGAUCUUCCACUGACACAGGCCAGCAGCAUGCCUAAAAGUGCCAGGCAUUUCCUGAGCUAAAGAAUAGAGAUUAUGUUUAUGCACGUGUGUGUGUGUGUGUGUGUGUGUGUGUGUGUGUGUGUGUGUGCGUGCGUGCGUGCGUGCGUGUGUGUGCAUGCAGGCUUGCGUCUCUGCAUGUGUUUCCUUGUAUACCUCUGAGUUUACACUGCCUGAAAAAAAAAUCUGAAUGUGAGCUGUAAUGUAACAAAACAAUUUGUCAGGCAUCUGUGAUGCCCUCUUUCAAAUCUUCUGAUUUUCAUUUGUGAAUCAUUUGGUUUACUUGCUCUGCCAAUAAUCAUGUUAUCAGCAUGCUUGACAUGGUGUGAACAUGGCUGAGUAAAGGGGAUGAAAACAUGAAACAAGGCUGUGUUUUGUGUGUUUGUGCACUUAAAUACGGAUACCUAAUUAUUCCCAGGGGGGGGUAUACUGUUGAAGAGAAUUAUAAGACUGAUUACAAAUACAGUUGCUGCAAAGGACAAGUUUGUAAAAUAAAUGAUAAA
This is a messenger RNA of Myripristis murdjan (pinecone soldierfish), 1962 nucleotides long. RefSeq lists its product as uncharacterized. The record is from RefSeq and is a predicted model, not a curated record. The coding region runs from base 12 to 1394 and encodes 460 amino acids. Lineage: Eukaryota; Metazoa; Chordata; Actinopteri; Holocentriformes; Holocentridae. The transcript has 2 exons.